AUGGGUCGUGGAAACAGCUGUGGUGGAGGUCAAAGUUCACUCAAUUAUCUCUUUGGUGGUGGUGGUGAUGCUCCUCCUCCUCCUCCUAAGCCAGCUCCAGCUCCUUCUGCUGAGCCAACUAAUGCCACUGCUGCACCAGCUCCAGCACCUGCACCAGCUGCUGUGACUGCAACUGCUCUCACCACUGCUACUACGAGUGUUGAGCCUGCAGAGCUCAAUAAGCAGAUUCCUGCUGGGAUCAAGACUCCGGUUAACAACUAUGCCCGAGCUGAAGGACAGAACACCGGAAACUUCCUCACUGACCGUCCUUCGACCAAAGUUCAUGCAGCUCCUGGAGGUGGAUCAUCCUUGGAUUAUCUCUUCACUGGUGGCAAGUAA
This is a messenger RNA of Eruca vesicaria subsp. sativa (arugula), 378 nucleotides long. Lineage: Eukaryota; Viridiplantae; Streptophyta; Magnoliopsida; Brassicales; Brassicaceae. The record is from the annotation of a GenBank genome assembly.